Messenger RNA from Rattus rattus (black rat), 1157 nucleotides. RefSeq names its product NME/NM23 family member 9 (gene Nme9). NCBI's taxonomy places the organism in Eukaryota, Metazoa, Chordata, Mammalia, Rodentia, Muridae. The record is from RefSeq and is a predicted model, not a curated record.
GCUGCCGAGUUAGAGGCUCUCUGGCUUCUUCCAGAGCGAUGGGCAACAGGAAGAAGGAAAUUGCCCUGCAGGUCAACAUCAAAACCCAGGAGCGUUGGGAGGAAAUGCUCGCCUCCAAAGGACUGACUGUUGUGGAUGUCUACCAGGGCUGGUGUGGACCCUGCAAAGCUAUGGUUAGCCUCUUCCAGAAGAUGAAGAUCGAGGUUGGCUCGGACCUUCUCCAUUUUGCUUCGGCAGAGGCUGACUGCCUUGAUGUUCUGGGAAAAUACCGAGGGAAGUGCGAGCCGACCUUUCUGUUAUAUGCAAGAGGAGAACUGGUGGCCGUGGUGAAAGGAGCCAACCCCAUUCUGCUUCAGAAGACCAUCUUACAGAAGCUGGAGGUCGAAAAGAAGGCUCUGGCUGAAGGCCGGGAAUGGAAUGUGGUUACUGAUGAGAAUCAUUUGGGUGCAGCCAAGUGGCCUCCCCGCAAAAAGGAUGGUGGCAAAGAUGGGGACAUAGCAUCAUCAGGAAAGGCCUGUACAUUAGGCCUCAUUAAGCCCGAUGCAGUGGCCCACGGGAGGGCUGAUGAAAUCAUCAUGAAGAUCCAGGAAGCAGGAUUUGACAUACUAACAAACGAGGAGAGAACCCUGACAGAGGCAGAAAUGCAAGUGUUCUAUUCGCGCAGAGCCAGAGAGGAGGCAUUUGAGAAGCUAGUACACCAUAUGUGUAGUGGACCCAGCCACCUCCUGAUCCUCACCAAGACCGAGGGCACCGAGGACGUAGUCACUGCUUGGCAAAACUUCCUGGGACCUUGUGACCCUGAUGUGGCCAGGAGGGAACAUCCCGAAAGUCUCCGGGCUCAGUAUGGCACAGAAAUGCCUUUUACCGCUGUGCAUGGAAGCCGAGAGGAUGCCAACAGAGAGCUGGCCCUGCUCUUCCCCAGCUUCCAGUUUUCAGAUAAAGACGUGGAAGCCCCACAGGUAUUCAUAUCUGUUCAUUUUGUUUUGCGAUCCACCAAGACUAGCCAUGGCCAUCUGUGCGAUCAUGGGUUUGAAGAUGUUAGCGAAUGCCUGGAGGACUCAGAGUACACCACACUAAAGACAGUGAAGUUGACCUUGUGUGGGCCCAGUGCAGGCAUCUACAAGUCUUUAUCGCUGUCAGGAAAGGAUUCUGAUUAA